Messenger RNA from Ictalurus punctatus (channel catfish), 1421 nucleotides. RefSeq names its product phosphatidylinositol transfer protein, alpha b (gene pitpnab). Gene Ontology annotation, cellular component: cytoplasm. Gene Ontology annotation, biological process: phospholipid transport. The transcript has 11 exons. The record is from RefSeq and is a predicted model, not a curated record. NCBI's taxonomy places the organism in Eukaryota, Metazoa, Chordata, Actinopteri, Siluriformes, Ictaluridae. Gene Ontology annotation, molecular function: phosphatidylinositol binding; phosphatidylinositol transfer activity; phosphatidylcholine binding. The coding region runs from base 266 to 1078 and encodes 270 amino acids.
UAAAUAUAUAUAUAUUUCUAUGUAUUUAGAGUCCCCUCCUGUAGUGUGACGUCACGCUGCUUACGCCACGGCUUCUGCUUGCGCGUUAGGGCGAGUGCGCCGCGCCCCCUCGGCCCCGAUCAGGAAGCGGAUCGGAGAGGAAAAGCGCUGUCUAGAAUGACACAGAAGCAGCGCUGAGCUGUAGGAGAGACUGCGGUUAAACAGAGGACCAGCUCCAGCACGGCAUCACAGCGUCAUCUCACCAAAACACACAGCAACGAGAAAAAUGCUCAUCAAAGAAUUUCGAGUGAUCCUACCCAUUUCUGUGGAGGAGUACCAGGUAGGUCAGCUGUACUCUGUAGCCGAGGCAAGUAAGAAUGAGACGGGGGGAGGAGAGGGCGUGGAGGUCCUGAAGAAUGAACCAUACGAGAAAGAUGGAGAAAAAGGCCAAUACACACACAAAAUCUACCACCUGCAGAGUAAAGUACCAUCAUUUGUGAGAAUGCUAGCACCAGCUUCAGCUCUUAACAUUCAUGAGAAAGCCUGGAAUGCAUACCCAUACUGUCGCACAGUAAUCACGAACGAGUACAUGAAAGAGAAUUUCCUCAUCAAGAUAGAAACAUGGCAUAAACCUGACAUGGGUCAUCAGGAGAAUGUGCACGGUCUGGACCCUGACACCUGGAAGAAGGUGGAUGUGGUGUAUAUUGACAUCGCUGACAGAAGUCAGGUGGAGCCAAAGGACUACAAACCAGAUGAAGAUCCGGCCAAGUUUAAAUCUGCCAAGACGGCCCGAGGACCCCUUGGGCCUGACUGGAAGAAAGAACUGCCUAAAAAGACAGACUGUCCGCACAUGUGUGCCUACAAACUGGUAACAGUGAAGUUCAAGUGGUGGGGACUGCAAAACAAAGUGGAGAACUUCAUUCAGAAGCAAGAGAAACGCUUGUUCACUAAUUUCCACCGGCAACUAUUCUGCUGGAUUGACAACUGGAUUGAACUGAACAUGGAUGACAUUCGCAGGAUGGAGGAGGAGACUAGGAGGGAGCUGGAUGAGAUGAGAGUGAAGGACCCCGUAAAAGGGAUGGUGGCUCUUGAAGAUUGAAUCUUCUGUAUAUAGACGGAGUGUGCUACAAUUUUUAUUGGUGUGUAACAGAGGUGCCGGCUGCAUUGCCGUAUUGUGAAAUUAUAGGCUUCCCAUGUCGUCACUUGUUAGGAAAAAUUCCCUCGAAAUAUACAUUAUAAAUGACUUAAUUCUACUUAAUGAGUGGCCUCAUGUUACACAGUUGUGAGUUUGAAAAUUUCUCAUCCUUCAUCUUUCUCCUCGUACUUCUUGAUAAGUAAUGUAAUCUAAGUUACAAUCUCUCUCACUCUCUCUCUAGCACUCAUUUAUAUAAAUAUUAGACAUCAGCUUCAUCAAAUUGGAAGAAUUCAUAAAUGAAAAUAAC